AUGGCGCCGCGCCAGCCGCUGCUCCCCAGCUUCCUCUACGCGAACGGCGGCAGGGCGGAGGCGGCUCCGGUGGUGGUGGCGGGGGCGCCGAGCGAGCCGUUCGGCAAGAUCGAGAUGUUCUCGCCCGCCUACUACGCGGCGGGCGCCAUCGGCGGGGCCGCGGCCUGCGGGUUCACGCACGCCGCCGUCACGCCGCCGUCACGCCGCUCGACGUCAUCAAGUGCAACAUCCAGGUGCGUAACUGCGUGCGCUUGCAUUGAGUUCACGGGAAGUCGGGAACUAUCGCUUUCUUUGACCGUCCGACUACUGCCAAAUUCCGUGCCGGGGUUUCGCCACGAAUGUAUUUCUAUGUUCUUUUUGCAACAAAAAAUCGACCCUGCCAAGUACAAGAGCACCUCGUCGGCGUUCGGCGUGGUGAUGAGGGAGCAGGGCCUCCGGGGCUUCUUCAGGGGGUGGGCGCCGACGUUCGUGGGCUACAGCGCGCAGGGCGCGUUCAAGUACGGCCUCUACGAAUUCUUCAAGAAGAAGUACGCCGACAUGGCCGGCCCCGAGUACGCCGCCGAGUACAAGACCCUCAUCUACCUGGCGGGCUCCGCCACCGCCGAGGUCUUCGCCGACGUCGCGCUCUGCCCCAUGGAGGCCGUCAAGGUCCGGGUGCAGACGCAGCCCGGGUUCGCCAGGGGGCUCAGCGAUGGAUUCCCCAAGAUCGUCAGGGCCGAGGGCUACGGCGGGGGGCUAUUCAGAGGACUGGUUCCACUUUGGGGGCGACAGAUUCCCUACACCAUGAUGAAGUUCGCGACAUACGAGAACAUCGUGGAGAUGACCUACAAGCACCUCAUCCCGACGCCAAAGGAUCAGUGUAGCAAACCUCUCCAGCUCGGAGUUAGCUUCGGGAGCGGCUACGUCGCCGGAGUCUUCUGCGCUGCCGUUUCGCACCCUGCAGACAACCUGGUUUCGUUCCUGAACAACUCCAAGGGAGCCACCGUUGGAGAUGCUGUCAAGAACCUUGGCCUGUUGGGCCUUUUCACCCGUGGCCUUCCUCUUCGCAUUCUGAUGGUCGGUACCCUGACUGGCGCUCAGUGGGUGAUCUAUGAUUCCUUCAAAGUUAUGAUUGGACUGCCAACGACUGGUGGAGCGCCUGCUCCUACUACUGUCCCAGUGGAAGGACUGGGAGAGCUAAAAGCCUCUGCCUGA
Molecule: messenger RNA, 1194 nt
Organism: Miscanthus lutarioriparius
Lineage: Eukaryota; Viridiplantae; Streptophyta; Magnoliopsida; Poales; Poaceae
Source: the annotation of a GenBank genome assembly